Molecule: messenger RNA, 2715 nt
Organism: Paramormyrops kingsleyae
Lineage: Eukaryota; Metazoa; Chordata; Actinopteri; Osteoglossiformes; Mormyridae
Source: RefSeq, a predicted model, not a curated record
UCCUCCGACAGACGUCUGGGAGUGUCGCUGAGACCCUGCGGACGUAUAUUAUUGUCACCAGCACAGUUCGUUUAAAUGCCGUUCCAGUCUUUCUCGGUGGGACCUGGUGAGGAUGACUAUGACGAAUCUGACUAUUAUUCGACUCAAGAAGAGGCAAGAAACAGGUUGCGGAGUCAAGGCAAAGAAUAUGGCCGCCGCUGUUGCAAAUGCAUAAUAGUGUCCUUGGCAGUGCUGUGCGUUACCCUAUUCAUUGCCGUAAUAUACCAGGGUGUCAACUGCAGGAACUUAACAGGAGAGCUUUCGACGAUGAAAGUUGCAGCAGCGCAGCAUAGCGACAAAUAUGGGAUCCUGGAUAAAGAGAAGGAGCAGCUACAGAAAAAUGUCAGCAUGACAGUUAAGAACAUGACAGACCUACAGGCACAAUAUAACCAGCUACAGAAAAAUUAUAUGAAGUUAGAGGAAACGAAGAAUAAGUUGAUCAGUGAGAAGAAUAAUUAUCAGCAACAAUGCAGCAGUUUGCAAAAGGAUAAGGAUGAAAUACAAAAAAAUUAUGAUGCUCUGUUAAGUAAAUUACCCCUCCUUCAGAAGUACUGUCACACCACUGAAAAAGAGAGAGUCUGUGAUCCCUGUCCUCAGGGCUGGGAGAAGCACAAUGGCCAGUGUUACUAUUUCUCUACAAGUGUAACGACCUGGAAUGAAAGUCAGAAUAACUGCAUUAAGGAGGCGGCUCACUUGGUGACUGUAAACAGUGAAGAGGAGCAGGACUUUAUCACCAAAGAGGGAAGCAGCAGUUACUGGAUUGGACUGACUGACAGUGCGGAGGAGGGAGUUUGGCGCUGGGUGGACGGCACUGAUCUGAAGCAGGGAUUCUGGUUAUAUGGGGAGCCGGACAAUAAGGACCAGCAGUCAGCAGGCAUAACAGCAAACUGUGUCAUUAAUAGCAGAGAAUGGAAGGAUGAACCCUGUGAAGAUCAGUAUAGAUGGAUCUGUGAGACUCAGACACUGCAUCCCAAACCACUUCAUAUCUUUUCAUCAGACAAUUUGAAGACCGAAACCACAGGAUCCAGCGCCCAUUCUUACAGACGGAGUACAGUGUGCCUGGGGGUCCUGUGUUUCCUCCUGUUCAUUUCCGUAAUAAUUCUGGGUGUCUAUUUGAUGGAAGUUAAGCCCAAACAGCACAUUGAUGACUGCAGCAUCCUGGUUGAUGAGCGGAACCAGAUACAGGGAAACUACAGCAUCCUGCUUGAUGAGCGAAACCAGAUACAUGGAAACUACAGCAUCCUGGCUAAAGAGAUGGAACAGCUUUUCCUUGUACUUAACAACAUGACUCAACUACAGGAACAAAAUAACCAGCUACAGAAAAAUUUCAGCAUCACAGUUAAGAACAUGACACAUCUACAAGAACAAAAUUACCAGCUACAGAAAAAUUAUACAAAGUUAGAGGACAUGAAGAAUAAGUUGGUCAGUGAGAAGAAUUAUUUUCAGCAACAAUGCAGCAGUUUGAAAAAAGAUAAGGAUGAAAUACAAAAAAACUAUGAUGCUCUGUUAAGUAAAUUACCCCUCCUUCAGAAGUACUGUCACACCACUGAAAAAGGGAGAGUCUGUGAUCCCUGUCCUCAGGGCUGGAAGGAGCACAAUGGCCAGUGUUACUAUUUCUCUACAAGUGUAACGACCUGGAAUGAAAGUCAGAAUAACUGCAGUAAGGAGGCAGCUCACUUGGUGACUGUAAACAGUGAAGAGGAGCAGGGCUUCAUUACCAAAGAGGGAAGCAGCAGUUACUGGAUUGGACUGACUGACAGUGCGGAGGAGGGAGUUUGGCGCUGGGUGGACGGCACUGAUCUGAAGCAGGGAUUCUGGUUAUAUGGGGAGCCGGACAACAAGGACCAGCAGUCAGCAGGCAAAACAGCAAACUGUGUCAUUACUAGCAGAGAAUGGAGGGAUGAACCCUGUGAAGAUCAGUAUAGAUGGAUCUGUGAGACUCAGACACUGCAUCCCAAACCACUUCAUAUCUGAUAAAUCAUUUACUCUGAAGCAUAUACUGAUAAAUGACCUAACUGUAUUUAUAAAUUACUUAUUUUUAAAUAAUAUCUUCAUUAGUAAAUAAGCUAAAUCUGCAACUUAGCUUAAGUUGGUUAAGUUUAAAUAAUAUUACAUUUUUCUCUUUUUCAUAGUCACCUGCAAAUUGUCGAGUCCAUGCCGGUAAUUAGAAUAAUAAAAUGCUUCUCCUGCUAACUGUGACUGUACAGACAUCUGAUUUACAACCACCAAUGGCAAUACUUUUGGUAAAAUGCGCCAAGCACUGAUGCGUCAAUGUAUUGCACUGCUACUUAUGAGAGAUAUUUGCAUAAAGUCGUGUCACAAAGCACUGGCAACCGUGAGCAUCUAACAACUAGAAAUUUGCUUUAAGCUCAUUUAAAUAACACAGUGCGCUUCAAGUGAAUGACGCCCGUAACAAUUCUGAAACAUACGCUGACAGUAUUAUUGCAAACUAAAAAAAAAAUUUAAAGCUCUUCAUAUUUUUAAAGAAAAACUGUAAUUUACCUGCUUUGAAUCUGAAUACUUUUUCUUUAAAAUUGAUUUUGUAUUAGUAUUUUCCUUCAAUUGUUAUUCAGUAGUAAAUUGAAAUAAUAAGCUGUGAGCAGAACUAAACUGUAAACACUGUAAAAGAUUCUGUACUGGUUUUGAAUUUUCAAUGCAAAUGGUUGGAUCAAAAUA